Labrus mixtus (cuckoo wrasse) is the source of this 5536-nucleotide messenger RNA. RefSeq lists its product as uncharacterized. The coding region runs from base 101 to 2848 and encodes 915 amino acids. Gene Ontology annotation, cellular component: cytosol; Golgi apparatus. Gene Ontology annotation, molecular function: dynein complex binding; dynactin binding; cytoskeletal adaptor activity. The record is from RefSeq and is a predicted model, not a curated record. Lineage: Eukaryota; Metazoa; Chordata; Actinopteri; Labriformes; Labridae. The transcript is spliced from 10 exons. Gene Ontology annotation, biological process: microtubule anchoring at microtubule organizing center; regulation of microtubule cytoskeleton organization; protein localization to organelle.
AAAACGAAACCAGAAGAGGUCUGGAGUAAUGAGACUGGGGGAGUGAAGGAGGCAGGUGUCCCAGUUGAGCGUUGGCAUACCAGUGGGAGGCCAAGCAAGGAUGCUGGAGGCAGAUGCAGACCCAGCAGGUCAAGUAGCAGCAGAGGGAGAAACGGAGGCAGAAAUGGGGAGCGGAGACAUGAGGUGUGAGGUGGCGAGGCUGACUCUGGAGCUCCAGGAGGCCACAGAGGAGAAGCUACAGGCAGCCCGCUAUGGCCUUGUAGUGCUGGAGGAAAGUGCUGCCCUCAAGAAGAAACACAGGCAGCUGGAAGAGGAGCAUGAAAUCCUGAAAGUGGAGCUUCAGCAGCUCAGAGAGGCAUUUGCAGAUUCUGUGAGCAGCCAAAAGCGUGCAGCUGCGGAUGGAGAGUGCCGGGAGGAGAAUUUGCUGCAGGAGACUGCCACUAAGGAGGCUGCCAUGGCAACCCGCAUAGAGGAAGUCCAGGCGGAGCUCAAGCAAGCACGCCUUGCUCUUGGCAAUGCUCACGCAGAGAUCGAUAGACUGGGGGUGUUCUCCACCCAGCUAAAAAAGGAGUGUGAGUGUCUGGAUGCAGAAAAGGGUCAUAUGAGGGAUGAGAUGAAGGAAUUUAAAGUACGUGAGAUGCGCCAGUUGCAGGACAAUGCUGAGCUGGAGGAGGAAAAUAUAUCUCUGCAAAAACAGGUGUCUGUGCUCAAGGAAAACCAGGUUGAGUUUGAAUCAAUAAAGCUGGAACUGACCCAGAAGAACGAGGAGCAAGAGGAGCUGCGUGGUCAGAUGGAGGAGGCGGAGAGGCUGAGGGAGAUAGCAGAGAGGCAGCUGGAUGAGGCCCUGGAAGCCCUGAAGGAGGAGAGGGAGCAGAAGAACAAUCUACGACGGGAACUCUCUGCCCUGACCCUAAACCCCUUUGAUUCUGUGGGGAACCUGGAACUCCACCUUGAGCAGCUGGAUGACAGCCAGGAGGAGGGCCAGGGGGGAGAGGGAGAAGGUGAGGGAGAGGACCAGGACAGUGGCAUUAAUAAUGGUCCUGGGUCUGCUCCCGGUUCUGCUCACCCUCCUCACUUGGGGGGCUCAAAAAGUAACGGCCUCAUCCAUCGCUUCUCCACUCCACGCAACAGUGACAUGUUUCUGCGUGCUCCGGCCUCCGGGCUGGUGUCGGACCUGCUUAGUGAGCUGCACUUUUCAGACAGUCAGAAACUAAAGCAGCAACUCCUACAGGCGGAACGCGAAAAGUCCGGUCUGACAAGCAAGGUAGAGGAACUGCAGAUGCAGCUUGUAAUGUCCAAACAGGCACUCGGCCAGCAGGAGGACAAGGUUGGAUCUCUCACCCAGCAACUAGAAGCUGUGCAGAGAAGCCAGCAACACAACCAAGAGGCAGACGACGGGGAUGAUGACGAGACGGAGAAUGGAGACAAUGCAGGCUUUGAUUAUGAGGUCGACACCAAGAGCAAGGAGGUGUUAGAGGCGCGCAUGCGUUCAGCCAGUGAGGAGCUUCUGAAGCUGCGAGAUGAACUGUCGCAAGCAGGAACGAGAUACAACACUCUGGAGCAGCGAUACAAGCAGGAGAAGGAUCGUUGGAGGGCAGAGGCCCAGGAGUUGGCCGACAAGAUCCGUCAGUGCAUCAAGUCCAGCAAGCAGGACCAGGAGCGCAUCGGAGAGCUGGAGAAGGAGAUCGGAGCCACUCGGAAAGUGGCAAUUGAUUCAGAGGGGCACUUGAGCGUUGCCCAGGAGGAGCUGCUGGCCUUCUCUGAGGAGCUGUCCAACCUCUAUCACCACAUCUGUGUGUGCAACAACCUGACACCCAAACGAGUCACCCUGGACUAUUACCGUGAUGGUGCCAGGGCAAGUGGUGGAGGAGGUAGUGCUCGAAGAUCUCACUACGUAUACCCUCAGCACAGCGCCCAGAAGAAGCCAAAAGCCAAUGAGAUGUUCAACUCUAAAGCUGCAGCGCUGCAGUUUAUGGGCGAGGUGGACAGUGCAGGAACCAGCACAGAAUCUCCAAGCUGCCCUGGAUCACCCACACUGGAUUUCAGGGACCCCUCUAAUGUUCGCAACUUGGUUGCUGUCAUCCGCUGCCAGAUAAAACACCUCCGGGUGGCAGUGGACCUCUGUCGUCAGAGGGGCGCGAUGCCUUACUCCGGGUUGAGCAGCAGUGGAGAGUCAGAGCGGGAUGCUGAAAGCCUCCUGGAAGAAGUGCUAAAGCUCAAGUCCCUUCUCAGCACCAAGAGAGAACAGAUAGCGACGCUCAGGACGGUCCUCAAGGCUAACAAACAGACUGCAGAGUUGGCUCUGUCCAAUUUAAAAACCAAGUAUGAGACGGAGAAGAGCAUGGUGUCAGAGACCAUGAUGAAACUGCGGAACGAGCUCAAAGCCUUGAAGGAGGACGCUGCUACCUUUUCGUCACUGCGAGUCAUGUUUGCCAGUCGGUGUGACCAGUAUGUCACCCAGUUGGAUGAGAUGCAGAGGCAGCUGGCAGCGGCCGAGGAUGAGAAGAAGACACUGAAUUCUCUGCUGCGUAUGGCCAUACAGCAGAAGCUGGCUCUCACUCAGCGCUUGGAGGACCUGGAGGCCCCAAUGUCGCCCCACAGCUUGAACAGCAGUCCCCGCCGCUCCCGCGCCAAAGAACUGGCCGCCAAGUCAGGCCGGGCCCCACGCAGCCCUAGAAGCAGUCCUGCACGCCCCACACUGAGGAGCAGUCCACGAGCCAGCCCGGUUCUUGGCAGCAGCAUUCCGGCCAUGGCCACGCACCACCUGAGGAGUCUGACCAGAAGCCUCCACACGAGCCCCGUAAGAACCGCUCUCUGUCCUUGUCCCGACGACACCAUCCAGCGCUGAAACGCUCCUUCCAUUACUUCAAACCCCCUCGUCUCCAUAAGGACCUGUCUUCAUGUUGACUCCCCGGCUCCCUCCUCCUCCUUUUCCUGACUCAAGACAUCCUGUCCAUCCCAGAUAUGAUGCAACAUUCCCCACUAUAACUUCCAGAUCCAUGGAUUGUUUUUAAAAGUUUAAAAAAAAGACAAAAAAAAGACAAAAAAACAAAUUCUCUCAUCCCGCCCUCCCUCUUGGUUUUUGUCUGCUUGGAGCGGAGAAACCUGCAUGCAGCCUGGAGAAGGAUGAAGAGACAAAUGUGCUGCUCAUUCCUCUGUGAAGUCAUUGACUGUGUCUUGUCCCGAGUGGAACGAACUUCCAUCUGGUCUUGUUCAAGACUUUGUGUUGUGGUGAACCAUUGACAGUAUUUAUUCCGGAAACUUGUCAUGUACAGCAUUUACUUUCCUCCGACUUUGAUUUAAAGCUAUGAUGUGAUUUAAGGCUACAAGUCUUUACUCUUUUUUGCCUUCUGGCUGGCACCCUGGUCAGGCCUGUCUGGCAUCGUAGCUGGCAUUGUAGUGUCAGUAAGCAAUUAGGUCAUCUGUGAUAGCUCACCCAGGUAGUUGUUUUUAUAGAAACAGUGCCGCCUUACUUACAGACUUACAAUCCUAUGAGUAGAGAGCUUGCUUUUGUCUUGAGGUUCCUCCUUUUCACAGUUACACGCCCCUUUAUAAUCCUGUGAUGAAUCUGGCUCUUCAGCCACACCCUUUAACUCGAGGUCAGUAAACACGCCAUUUGAUGUAUGGUAAUAAAUCAGCCAUAAGUUCACCACCUCAGGUCAAACGCAGAUUAAACAAAUACAGGAUUUGGGUGAUCUUAAAUGUGCAUUUUACUUUGCGAUCUAUGCAGACCACGUCGAGACAGUGCCUGUAACCUCCUGCUGUUCUUUAGGAUCAGGGUGGCUUUUGAAUCUUACCGCCAUUUGCAGUUUUCAGUGGCUGGUUGCGGCUGUUUCGCAACAGCCGUUUAGCAUCUGUCAAAGCAAGGAGGGUUUGCAGAUCAUGGGGCGGUGCUAACUGGCGUUUGCUAAAGUAUCCUAUUUUCAGUAAAAAAAAAAGUACUUUUCCCACUUUUGGGGCCGAUGGAGUCAAAAUCACUGUCUCGCAUCAAAUAAGAAUUUAAGUGGCUUGGUUUGCCUAAAACUUUAAUGUAGGGCCAUGGUCAUGUCUACUAACUACAUAACCUUCGUCAUAACAGGCCUCAUUCAGCUUCAGCUUGUCCUGGCUCCUUUGGGCAGCCAAGCAACAAAGUCAAUGUUGUGUAUUUCAUCCCUCCAUGUCAACUUGCUUUUUUUGUGCUAUCAAAGUAAGCAUGUCGUGAUGGACUAGUGUUAGCCACUGAGCGCUAGUUUUCUUCCCUUGUGGCUAAAUUAUCCAGUGUUUACAGUUAGAAACGCUAAUAGUGCUAGCAGGCUGCUGUUUGUGUUGCUGCUUUGAGAAAAAAAAACUAAAUGAUAAUAUUGUCCCAUCAUUUUGAAAAGCAUUGCACAGUGCUUUAACUCUAGCGGCACGUUAUGACUUGAAAAACUAAUAAUCUAAAGAGAACAAAAUGUAACGAACAAUUAACUCCCGACAUGACAUUGCUUAGCUAGUCAAAGCCGCAGAAAAGAAACUGUAAAUGAACAUGUAUCUGUUGAUACAACACGGUUUGCUUUUAGAGUAGGUAGAUGCCAGGGCUCUGUAUGUAGGAUAGCAGCACAUAGAGUAGGUUAACAUUGGAACUUGAACAACACCUCUUUCAUUGAAUGCAGUUUAUAUUCAGAUUAAAUGAACCUGUUGAGAUCAAUCAUAUUGGGGAAAAAACGAUGUUUGGAAACUGAUUUAAAUGUUGAAAUUACUGAAUGAAAGCUCAAUAGAAGCAGUGUCUCAAUGGAAGACGCUGCAUCCUGCUGACUGAUUUUUUUUAUUUUUCUUUUGAGUGCCUUGGUUUUGAUCUUGUCUGUUGUUUUAAUGCUGCAUCACAUUUUCCAACCAGAGGUAUUCGACACUGUAGUUGUGAUGUAUUUGAAGGUUUGUUUGAGGAAACUCAUUAUGCAGUGUUAGCACUGGAUUCGGUGGUAUCUCAUUGUGGGAAAAUGUUUUCACUUUUUAGCUAGCGUGACUUGUUUGUUUAUGAACUUUCAUAAUGAAUCCGCACUGAUGGCUCCCCCUGAAAAUAAUGGUCAACUUUUGAUUUGUUUUUCUGAACUGUUACUGUGAGGAGAGUUACAGUAUAGGAAUAAUUCACGCAGGUAAUUAGGAACAUAAUGCAUCGCACACAUUAUGCGUUAUGUUACAGUAAGGUUUUAAAGUGGUACAUCCACUUUUUUAGACUGCAGGGGGAGAUGGCCUGAUGAUGUUUGACUGUUCAUGCGCUCGUGCCGAAAAGUGGAAAUGCUUUACCAUCAUGUUGUAUCGCUUUGAAGGUUGUAAAUGGAUUUAUUCAUCUAUUUAAUUCACUCUGUGCAGAUGUGUGUUUAAUUUAAUUACCUCUGUUGUAUAAUAUUUUAACUUCUAUUUAUGUGGUCUGCAUUCUGUGUGAAUUGAUCUUGAGGACGACAUGCACACACUCCGCAUAACACACGUGAUGGUCCUCAACUUCUUACGUGUUUGCAAGUUCCUUUCAUUGACCUGUGAACCACUUUCGUCAUGAAGAAUAAAACAAGCCAACACUGUA